Molecule: messenger RNA, 1191 nt
Organism: Nicotiana tabacum (common tobacco)
Lineage: Eukaryota; Viridiplantae; Streptophyta; Magnoliopsida; Solanales; Solanaceae
Product: rac-like GTP-binding protein 3
Biological process (GO): small GTPase-mediated signal transduction
Molecular function (GO): GTPase activity; GTP binding
Source: RefSeq, a predicted model, not a curated record
ACUCACAGGACCCAUUUUUCACUUAAUCCACUCUGAGGAGGAGUCCUUCUAAUUGUGGGAUCUCCACACCCUCUCCCAAACAAGAAAAUUAAUAAAUGUAAAACGUAGCACUAGACCCCCAGUUACAUACAUAAACACACAACAUUUGCAGAAUUUUGGUGUGCAAUUUUACGUAGUAAGAAAUAAUACCAAAAAUCAAGAUCCAGUCUUUUUAUAUUUUCCAAGAAGAUUGAAUCAAUAAAAAGGUGACAGCUUUGCUACAGAGUACAGAGGCAGUGAAUUGAGGAAGAAUCAUCUUUCUUGAGGUAUUUUUUUAUGUUCAAUGGCCUCAAGUGCAUCAAGAUUCAUCAAAUGUGUUACUGUUGGUGAUGGCGCCGUUGGAAAGACUUGUAUGCUUAUUUGCUAUACCAGUAACAAGUUCCCGACUGAUUAUGUUCCUACGGUGUUUGACAACUUCAGUGCCAAUGUGGUUGUUGAAGGGACCACAGUAAAUUUAGGUCUUUGGGAUACUGCAGGACAAGAAGAUUAUAACAGAUUAAGGCCACUGAGCUACCGAGGAGCAGAUGUUUUUGUCCUAGCAUUCUCCUUGGUUAGUCGUGCCAGCUACGAGAACAUACUUAAAAAGUGGAUUCCUGAACUUCAGCAUUAUGCUCCUGGAAUACCGGUGGUAUUAGCUGGCACCAAACUUGAUCUUCGUGAGGAUAAGCACUUCUUGGCUGAUCAUCCUGGAUUAAUUCCUGUCACCACCGCGCAGGGAGAGGAGCUACGGAAACAAAUUGGUGCUGCCUAUUACAUCGAAUGUAGCUCUAAAACACAACAGAAUGUGAAAGCUGUCUUUGAUGCUGCAAUCAAGGUCGUCAUCAAGCCACCACUGAAGCAAAAGGAGAAGAAGAAACAACGUCGAGGAUGUCUCAUGAAUGUGAUGUGCGGAAGGAAGCUCGUUUGUUUGAAGUGACAUCUCAAUGUACAUAUUUCCCAUCUGUUCGGCCUCUAACAUGAUUAUAUCCACGGCUUGAUGCCGCUGCCUAUAAAACUUCCAUUUCUAUCAGAACUUUUGUGACGAGCAUAAUGUAUUUGUUUUUCCAUAACCCAACUUACUGCUGGACGGCCUUUAUUUGUCUGUAAAAUACGUUGCAUGCUAGGUUUAUAUUUCAAGUACAUGUAUUAAUUAAUUCUAUUAAACCAUGUCAA